CACAUAAUAUCUCUCCUCUCCCCUCCACCGCCCGUCGUCGUCGUCGCACCCACCUCCGGCGAGAUCCCGCACCCCCACCGCCACCCACCAUGUCGUCCGUCUUCAGCGGCGACGAGACCGCCCCCUUCUUCGGCUUCCUCGGCGCCGCCGCCGCCCUCGUAUUCUCCUGCAUGGGCGCGGCGUACGGCACGGCCAAGAGCGGCGUGGGAGUGGCGUCGAUGGGGGUCAUGCGCCCGGAGCUGGUCAUGAAGUCCAUCGUGCCCGUCGUCAUGGCGGGGGUGCUCGGGAUCUACGGCCUCAUCAUCGCCGUCAUCAUCUCCACCGGGAUCAACCCCAAGGCCAAGCCAUACUUCCUCUUCGACGGAUACGCGCACCUCUCGUCCGGCCUCGCGUGCGGGCUCGCGGGGCUCGCCGCCGGCAUGGCCAUCGGCAUCGUCGGUGACGCCGGUGUCAGGGCCAAUGCACAGCAGCCAAAGCUGUUUGUGGGCAUGAUCCUCAUCCUCAUCUUCGCCGAAGCGCUUGCUCUCUACGGCCUCAUCGUCGGCAUCAUCCUCUCCUCCCGUGCCGGCCAAUCCCGCGCCGACUAGAACAAAUCCCUUGCAAGAAUGGUGCACACUGUCCCACCGUUACAUUCUAUUUCAGAAGGUUGAUUUCUUCCUAGAGAACUGUUUUGGCCUUACGUUGUGGUUCUUCCUUGUCCAUAUGAACAUAAUGUGAGUGGGAUCGUAGAGGUCUCCACGCCCUCCAUCUCAUGUAAUUUUAUUCGGUCAGCAACACAAAGCUAUCAUGUGUAUUACUUGUAUUUAGCGCCUACUGUUGUUGCGCUGUUGUAUUUAAUUGUUUGGAAUAAUAAUUGGCGAUGAGCCAGCCUGGACGCGA
Lolium perenne is the source of this 879-nucleotide messenger RNA. RefSeq names its product V-type proton ATPase 16 kDa proteolipid subunit. NCBI's taxonomy places the organism in Eukaryota, Viridiplantae, Streptophyta, Magnoliopsida, Poales, Poaceae. The record is from RefSeq and is a predicted model, not a curated record. Gene Ontology annotation, cellular component: proton-transporting V-type ATPase, V0 domain. Gene Ontology annotation, molecular function: proton-transporting ATPase activity, rotational mechanism. Gene Ontology annotation, biological process: proton transmembrane transport.